Vicia faba (fava bean) is the source of this 315-nucleotide messenger RNA. The record is from the annotation of a GenBank genome assembly. Lineage: Eukaryota; Viridiplantae; Streptophyta; Magnoliopsida; Fabales; Fabaceae.
AUGGUUGUCCAGAAUCGACAAAUCCAUCAUCAACAUGGUCAAGCUGUUUUGUCUAUGGAAAAAGAUGUCAUGCAUCAAAGUAAUGUUUCCAUUGUGAUCGUCAAAUCGUCAUGUCUUAUUUUUACAUCAACUAUCAAUUUAGAUUUUAUUAGUGAUGAGGAUGAUGAUUCCAACUAUGACCCUUUUGCACCUCUUCAAUUCGACGAUGACACAAGUUCAAAAUUUGAGGAUGAAGAGACACCUUUUAUUAUUAAUGCCAAUUAUAUAAGAACUUCAAAAGCCAUCACGCCUUUGCACCACAUAUUAUCAUUUUAA